AUGAACAUCGGCUUUUCCCUCUCCAACAACCAGGGUCUCACCAACGUGCAGGAUGUCGUCAGCGUCGCGGCGCGCGCCGAGGAACUCGGCUACGACUCGGUUUGGGCCAGUGACCACGUGUUCAACGUCAGCUACGUUUACGAGCGCAUUGGAACCCGGCCCUACUACGAUCCGCUGACCAUCCUCACCUUCGCCGCCGCCCAGACUCAACGGGUCAUCCUGGGCACCAGCGUGCUCGUCCUGCCUUACCACAAUCCGAUGCGGCUGGCGAAGCAGGCCGCCACGCUGGACCAGUUGUCCGGCGGCCGUGUCGCCCUCGGCGUCGGCGUGGGCGUGAUCGACACCGAGCUGGAAGCCAUGGGCGUGCCCUUCGCCGAGCGCGGGCCCUACACUGACGAGUCCAUUGACAUAAUGAAAACCCUCUGGUGCGACGACGACCCGCGUCACAAUGGCCGGUUCUUCCAAUUUGAAGGCAUGGCGUUUUCGCCGCGUCCGGUUCGUGCGGAAGGCAUCCCGCUUAUCAUCGGCGGCACCAGCCGCGCCGCCAUUCGCCGGGCCGCCCGCCACGGCGACGGUUGGCACCCCACAGCGAUGCCGCCCGAGGACCUGGCCCAGGGCAUUCGCUACCUGCACGAGCAGGCCGAACGCGCCGACCGCGACCCCGACACCAUCCCAGUUUCGGUCAGUGUCCCGUUGCAGGGCGGACGGCCGGGCCGCUUCGCCCUCGGUACCGAGCCCGCCGAAAUGCGCGCCAACGCCCGGGCGUACGCCGACAUCGGCGUCUCGCGCAUCGUGGUUUCCCCGUACUCGGGCGACCCCGAAGUGGUUUUCCCCGCCAUGGAGACCGUGGCCGCUGAAGUCAUGCCGGCCGUCGCCUGA
Geodia barretti is the source of this 879-nucleotide messenger RNA. NCBI's taxonomy places the organism in Eukaryota, Metazoa, Porifera, Demospongiae, Tetractinellida, Geodiidae. The record is from the annotation of a GenBank genome assembly.